UCUUAUUCAAAAUUGUUGCAAAACUAUCCUACGUUGGUGUUGGUUCACUAGGCCUUAGUGAAAUUCCUUAUGAUAAAUACUAUACAGUACAUAUACUUGUCGCGUCUAUUGAUUUCCAUUCAAUAGCUGUCGAUGAAGAAAAAGAUAUUCAUAUUACAAAUUGA
Racocetra persica is the source of this 164-nucleotide messenger RNA. The record is from the annotation of a GenBank genome assembly. Lineage: Eukaryota; Fungi; Glomeromycota; Glomeromycetes; Diversisporales; Gigasporaceae.